Messenger RNA from Bufo bufo (common toad), 777 nucleotides. RefSeq names its product olfactory receptor 5AR1-like. NCBI's taxonomy places the organism in Eukaryota, Metazoa, Chordata, Amphibia, Anura, Bufonidae. The record is from RefSeq and is a predicted model, not a curated record. The transcript has a single exon. Gene Ontology annotation, biological process: G protein-coupled receptor signaling pathway. The coding region runs from base 4 to 777 and encodes 257 amino acids. Gene Ontology annotation, molecular function: G protein-coupled receptor activity; olfactory receptor activity. Gene Ontology annotation, cellular component: membrane.
CCCAUGUAUAUACUCCUAUGUAACAUGUCUGUAUUGGAUAUGUCCUUCACCUCAAUGGUUCUACCAAAGUUGUUGGACAUCUUUCUGACUGGGAACAAUGUCAUCUCCUACAAGGGUUGCAUUACUCAGGUCUUCUUCUUUGUGGUGCUCAUGGUGUCUGAAUACUUCAUUCUGGCUGCUAUGGCCUAUGAUCGUUACGUGGCCAUAUGUCAUCCUCUACGUUAUUCUUAUUUCAUGAGUCUUCAUGUCUGUUUCUGGAUGUCAUGGACAUCAUGGUGUAUUGGAGUAUUCGAGGGCAUUCUUUACGGCAUUCUAAUAUCAUCUUGUACAUUUUGUAGGUCAAAUAAAGUAGACCAUCUCUUCUGUGACUUGAAGCCACUGAUAAAGCUUUCUUGUAGUGACACACAUACUAUAGAGAUGGUAAUACUUGGACUUGGCACCAUCAUUGGCUUUGUCCCUUCAGUUAUGACCUUGCUGUCCUACAUGUAUAUUAUCUCAGCAAUCUUGAAGAUUCACUCUAAAGAAGGAAGACACAAAACCUUCUCCACCUGCUCAUCACAUCUCACAGUCAUCCUCUUGUUUUAUGGCACAGUCCUUGGCAUGUAUAUGAGGCCAAAGUCCAGCUAUUCCAUGGACCAAGAUAAAGUGUUUGCUAUUUUGUAUGCAGGAGUCAUCCCGAUGCUCAACCCUCUCAUUUACAGCUUGAAAAAUGAGGAGGUGAUGAAAGCUCUGUACAAAAUCAAGAAAGAAGUAUAUCUUAAGAGAAGACUAUGGUGA